Molecule: messenger RNA, 1682 nt
Organism: Amborella trichopoda
Lineage: Eukaryota; Viridiplantae; Streptophyta; Magnoliopsida; Amborellales; Amborellaceae
Product: putative aspartic proteinase GIP2
Biological process (GO): proteolysis
Molecular function (GO): aspartic-type endopeptidase activity
Source: RefSeq, a predicted model, not a curated record
AUGGGAAUCGGCCACCCCGUGUCAAUGCCAACGCCACCCCCACCUCCAUCUUCUUCACACGGAGCGAGGCUCAAAAAAAAAACCGUGUCUUCUCCUGGGCAACGAUCGUCGUCUUUCCUGUUUCUCUUGUUCCUGGUAUGGUGUCAUUGUGGUGAAGCUGAGACGGUGUCUUUUAGGCCUAAAGCCCUGGUAGCCCCCAUUGGUAAGGACCCCUCGACCCUCCAGUACUACAUCACCCUUGCCCUCAAAACCCCUCUCAGAUCGGAACGCCUCGUCUUCAGCCUCGGCGGCUCGUUCCUGGGGAUCGACUCCGACACCUAUGUCUCCUCCACCUACCGCCAUGUUCAGUGCCGCACUUCCCAGUGCGUGGCCGCCAGCUCGGGCGUGUGCUGCUCUUGCGGCACGUGCUCUGGCCCCCGGAGCCCCAGCUGCGGCAACAACACUUGCGUCGUAGGCCCUUACAAUCCGUUCAUCAGCACAUCAACUUCGGGCGACGUUCUGGAGGACGUGCUCGCCAUUCACUCAACGGAUGGCAAAACACGAGGCCCUCCAGUCUCAGUCCCCCACUUCGUGUUUUCCGGUGCCGGUGCCUUCCUCACCAAAGGCCUCACCGCCUCAGCUCGUGGCGUGGCUGGGCUUGGGCGCGGUAAGGUUGGUCUACCUGCUCAAUUGUCAGCAAAGUUCCGCUUCCGUCGUAAGUUCGCCGUCUGCCUUUCGGGCUCGUCCACAUCACCUGGUGUCGUCUUCUUUGGGCCUGGGCCAUACGUCCUGCAGCCCGACAAAGAUGUCUCUCAGGGGCUCACCUACACGCCUUUGCUCCUGAACCCAGUGAGCACCUCUGGAGCUUUCUUCCAAGGCCAGAAAUCGGACGAGUACUUCAUCGAAGUCAAGGGAUUUAACAUUGGCGAGAAGCCGGUUGUGGGCCUGAUUUCUACACUACUGAAGAUCGACUCGGAGGGCGAUGGCGGCACCAAGAUCAGCACCGUGGACCCUUACACCAUGCUCGAGACCUCCAUCUACAAGGCCGUGACCUCAGCCUUCGUGCAGCAGGCAAUUGGCAUCGGCAUGGAGAGGGUGUCGGGAGUGAAGCCAUUCGAGGUGUGCUUCAGUGCCAAGGGUGUGCCGAGCACGAGGCUCGGGCCAGCAGUACCCACUAUCGAGCUGUUGCUCGACAAUGGCAAGGUGUGGGGUGUGUUCGGCGCCAACUCGAUGGUGUUCACGAGCAACGGUGCCCUUUGCUUGGGGUUGGUUGAUGGAGGGGUGAGCCCAAGGACUUCCAUUUUCAUUGGGGCGCACCAGAUUGAAGACGAUCGUUUGGAAUUCGAUCUGGCGUACUCCAGGCUAGGGUUCUGGUCCUCACUUUUGGCCCUUCAAACCACGUGUGCCAACUUCAAGUUCUGAAGUGUAAUAAUUUCGAGCAUUUCGGGUUGUUAAAAGCUUCAAGAAUAUCGUGAAUCGUGCAUGACUCAGGAUUAGGACUUCUUUUUUAUCCAAUAAAAGGAGGGGAAAGGAAACCCUCCGAUUUCUCCUCCCUUGUAUGAAUUAAAUGAUGUGCGUCACUUCGCAACUAGCAUGCCCUCAUCUAAAUAGGCCGUUGGGAUUGCUACAUAUCAAAUCUCACAAGGCAGCUUUGAUUGUCUAAUUUUAUUUGAAUUUUCUUUGGGUGGAUCAAAGUAUUUUAU